UGUGCUGCAGGCUGGUGUCUCCCGGACGGCUCCGAUUCACGGACGACCCGGGUUCUGGUGGGAGUGGAAGACAAGGAGACUGCAAAAUGCGCGCCUCGGUUCCGUGUACUUGUGCAGAGGGGAGCGGGUUGCUGGGGGUGCCUGACCGCCGGACCGACCUUAGGAGGCGGAACUGUCCGGAGAAGUCCAGCUGGCCUAGCAGUGCGCUAUCAGACGGCCAUUGAGCGUAACUGGUAUAAUUUGCAGUAGUCACCAUGGAUAGUGACAUUGCUGACCAGCAACUCAAUGUCAUAAGAAAUCCAUCUGGGUGGGAAAUAGGUGUCUAUAUUACUGGUGCUCUUGCUCUCCUGGGAAUAGCUGGAGUAAACCUAUGGAAGUUAUGGAAAUCGGGUGGUUAUCCUGCACCUUCUCCAUUUCCAAACUAUGACUACAGAUACCUAGAACAAAAGUAUGGGUCCACGUAUUCUCAAAUCAAACAAAAGAGGGGGACCAGCAACUUCCGAAAGGCAGGAGAAAGACUAUCUCCUGUCUGCAGGCAAAGCCUGAAAAUGGAUGAUGCCUUUGAAAAUAUUAAUGAGUUGGGCUCUUUGGAGCUGAUGAACAAAGACCUUGAGCUGACUACUUAUGGGCCAUUGAAAAAAUCAGUCUCCACUGACUCUCUAAGUUCUGUCUCCUCCAUUGGAAAUAACUUUGGUCAAGAAUUCACAGUGGGACAAGUCGAAGUUAAUAUGGAAUACAGUGUGAAUUCUAAUACCUUGCACAUCACCUUGCUGCAGGGAAAAGAUCUUAUGGAGAAGGAAGAUGUAAAUUUUGAAUCCUGCUUUGUGCGCAUCAGUUUACUCCCAGAUGAGCAGAUUGUUGGCAUUUCUAGGAUCCAGAGAAGUGCUUAUUCCGUCUUCUUUGAUGAGAAGUUUUCAAUUCCCUUGGAUCCUUCUAUGCUGGAGGAAAACAGCUUGAGAUUCUCAGUUUUUGGCAUUGAUGAGGAUGAGAGAAACAUCAGCACUGGUGUGGCUGAGCUAAAGUUGUCGGAUUUGGAUAUCUUAGUCCGGCCUUUCAAUGCCUGGCUUUAUCUGCAGGACAUGAAUAAGGCAACUGAUUCAGUGGGUGAAAUCCUGCUGUGUCUUAGCUAUUUACCCACAGCAGAGCGACUGACUGUGGUUGUGGUGAAAGCCAAGAAUCUUGUGAGGACCAAUGGAAAAAUGACAGCAGAUCCUUUUGUCAAAGUAUACUUGCUGCAAGAUGGAAGGAAGAUCAGCAAGAAAAAAACUGCAAUAAAGAGAGAUGAUACAAAUCCAGUGUUUAACGAGGCCAUGAUUUUUUCAGUGCCAGCAAUUGUCCUGCAGGAACUGUCUCUUCGGGUGACUGUCGCAGAAUGCUGUGAAGAUGGGAGAGCUGAAAAUAUUGGCCAUGUUGUCAUAGGCCCGGCUGCAGGAGGCAUGGGCAUCACUCAUUGGAAUCAAAUGUUGGCCACCUUGAGGAAACCUGUAUCCAUGUGGCACCCACUUCGACAAAGCUAAGGGCGUACCUGCACCUCACUGAAAAUAAUGCAACAUGGUGCGUAAAUAAUUCCAGGAGAGCAAUGCUGUUGGAACAAUGACUUUGUAAGACCCUAAGAGUUAAAAAAAAUUUUUUUCUAAAUAUUCUUCACAAAGCAGAAUAGCAGUGACAGAUGAUGAUGAUGAUGAUGAUGGGUUGCCAAAUGAGACUGCCUAAGCUUUGGGAAAGAAUCAUAGCUAAAGCUAUAAGAGAAGAUAUAUAAGUACAGGUGGGUGCCCGGUAGCCUGUGGACAAGUAAGGUAGUCUUUUGAUUCCAUCAGUCUAACAUCACCAGCUUGGAGAACCAGUCAUUCUUGAAGCUCUUUUACACCAAAUCUUGCAGUUCCACAUUAUUUUCCUCUAUUCAAGAUGACUUGAAAGGAAUGUUUAUGGUAUUUUAUGUACUUGACAUCAUCUGUGUUUUGGCCAAGUUGACUUGGAAGUCAGAUUCCUUGGAUUGAAUGGGUCCUGCUUUGAUAUAAUUGUGUUUGGAUCACAAUUUUAUACUUCAUUCCUUGUCACAUUUGUUGGGAAUCAAGUCCUGAUGAUUUCAGAUAAAUUUGGGCAAAUUAUUUCCAAGUAAAGUUGCUUAAGUCACAUUUUUUUGCAACCAUAAUCACAUGUGUCUUUAUCAUGGUUGAAAUUCUAGUAAUGUUGCCCUGUUUGUCUGUUCUAGAGAAGAAAAUGAAAAGGCUCAUAAUUGAAUAAAUAUACGAUAGAACAAACUUUUACAAACAAAGAUGUGCAUCAUUAGAUAUGUGAAGAGGACUACUUCUUGCUAUAAAAGCUCAACAAAUCUGUUGAAGAUUCAUGAAUCUUUCUCCUCUCUUUGAACUAUGGUAAAAAUGUAAUCCCGCAGACCACAGCAUCAUCACAGAGACCACCUCUGCUCAUCCAAAACUCACCUGGGCUCUGGUGUAGUCCUACUUAAUUCCAAUGUCCCAAUAGCAGCAUUAUUACAUAGGAUGCAAUAUUGUGCUUAUCUACUGAGAAGUAAAUUCACUGGGCCUUACUUCUAAAUACAUAUAUAUAGCACAGAAUUGAACAACCAAUGGACUUUUCCUUCCCCUUUUCACCAGUUAUGAGCAAAUGGAGACCAGCCUGUCUGUUCAGUGCAGAUGUUUUAUUUAUUCAGUUUAUGUGUGCUUGACCUCAAAAGCAGUUGAGAUCAUGCAGAGCAGAAGAGGAGAGGAAAUGAUGUGGAUACAGGUGUGUCAUGCAUGACAGGUCCAUCCUUAGAAUAGUAAAUUUGGGUAGGUAAUUUGUAAUUCAAGGCCACAUCGGUCAUAGGAUACUAAAUAUUUGUAUUUUGAGA
Molecule: messenger RNA, 2851 nt
Organism: Python bivittatus (Burmese python)
Lineage: Eukaryota; Metazoa; Chordata; Lepidosauria; Squamata; Pythonidae
Source: RefSeq, a predicted model, not a curated record